GGGUUGCGCGCUUAGUGCCUGACCUUCCAGAUAAGGAUCGGUGUCUCAUCUUCCUCGAAAAAUUUUCAGAAGUUGAGCAGCGAGAACUGAUGAAGGAUAUGACUGGGCGAUACGACUGGCCAAAGAUAAAGGAAAAUCUGUUGGCCGGAAGUUUCGACCAGAUGCUUUACCGUCUUCUGAAGCAGCAAAAGGAGGACCGCGAGAAGGAAGGGGUAAGCGCGGACAAGGAUCAAGCCGUUUACAAGACUCUGACUGACAUGCGGAAUAUGAUGGCGGAUAUGAAGGAGGAAAGGCUAAAGCUACAGGUGAUGAUGGUCCAGACAAAAGGUGGGAAAAGGAAGGGCAAAGCACCCGUUGUAGAGGAGGUGAGUAGUAGCAGCAGUGAAGAGGAAGAUAAGGAGGAAGUGGAGCCCGCUCGAAAAUUGACCAAAGCAGAACGGAAGGCCCUGAACCAGAUACGAGGAGGGCAGGGCACUAGUAAAAAGUUGCGGAAGAAUAAUGGAGGAGGUGGACAAGGAAGUGAUCAGGAACAGGAGGCUCCAGCCCCUCCUCAACAGCCCCAACCUCAGGCAGGAGGUCGGGGCCGAGGUCGAGGUAGAGGUCAAGGCAAUGGGGGAGGCCGCGGAAAUGGGGGCGGCCGAGGCAAUUGGCGGAAUUGGUUUUGCAAGUACUGUGGCCAAGAUGGACAUGGGAUACGGUUUUGUCAGACCGUUACCAAAGAUGAAAACGAUGAGGUUAUAUAUACGAAUAUCCGAGGCGAGGUCUACGACUUCGAAGGAAAUCUCAUCGACCCCAAUGUGGAGGGAGGAAUGAGAAAGGAAGCUUUCCGACGCAUGGGGCGAGAUCUUCCAGCAACUUUUCGACUGGCUUCUCCGGAAGAAGUCGAACAGAUUGAGCUGGAAGCGACGAUGGAGUCAUUGACAAUCGAGGGUGCCAAGGUCGGAGAUGAAGGAGACGGCCAAGGAGGCCUUAAUGAUGUUAGUGCACCACAACAUGGAUCGCCGUCGGCAGGGUGUUUGAUGGCCACCACGGUCUUGUCCCGUCCUGCGUUCAAGCGACCUGCCACUGCUGGUCUCCCACAAACUCGGAGGGCUCGAAGGCCGUCGCGGCCAAGGGCAGCACCAGAAAAAGGGUCAAGUCAGCCUCGGGAAACCGAGACGAUUUCGAUUGAAGAAGACGAUGGCGAGGAGGAUGAAUUGCUGCGAGCAGAAGAUGAGAGGCAGGCCAAACAACGAGCCAUGGUGAGGGAGCCAGAAACGGGCAAGGCCGAUAUUGGGGAAGGUGAGUUGAAAAAGAAGAAGCAAGUUUACACAAUCCCAGUGGAGCAAGGGCUGGAUAUCGAGCAAAUCGUGGACCGGAUUCUGGAGAGCCAACGCGAUUUGUUCACGCUCAAGGAAUUCUUGGCCGCGUCACCGAAAAUCCGAGAGGAGUUCAGACAUCGACUGUCAAGGAAAAAGGUGAUGACGGUUAAGAUGAGUGAUAUCUUUCCUCGAGAGAUUAGUUGGGCUCCGCCUGGGACAAAAAUGGACUGGCACUGUGUAGCUACUGGGUUGUUGAAAGUGCAAGUUGGGCCGUGUGAAUAUUCGGCGCUCAUCGAUGAUGGGGCUGAAAUGAACAUUAUACGAGAAAAAGAAGCCAUGGGGGCAGGAGUGAACAUCAAUCGAGCGGAUACUGGGUUUCUGGUGGGUGUAAGUGGGAUAACUCCCUUUUGUGGAACAGCGAGUGACGUGACGGUACAAGUUGGUAAAGUCAAAGUCCGUUAUUAUUUCUAUGUGCUACCCAGGGUUGAGCAUGCCGUGUUGCUGGGUAGAGCUUUUCUAUGUCGAUCAGAGUCCAUCAUCUUCAACAAGCACGAUGGUACUAUGAUCGUGGUUUUGUGUGACCCCGUAUGUGGCUAUUACGAGGUGCUGAAGUGUGAGAACACAAGACCAACCAACUCAAGGAACCGACUCAAUCCAGGGUCCUACUCUUUCACGGAAUCCGAAAGACUCAGGAGGGAAAAUGGAUCCCUCAGAGAAGAGAGCGAUCCCCAAGAAUUCUCCCUUGCUCUGCCCAAUAUCUCUCAAGCGAUCGAGUUCGUUGCCACAGACUCGUCUGUGGAUCCCAAGUUGGUCCAAACAUUGACAGAGAUUGUGGCAGGAGAAGGCGGGACUGGUAGGAUGUAUCUUACCUAUCGGCCCGACAGGUCUUCUGAGGGUGAUGCACUGACGGAGCCAGAAGCCAAGAAGGGGCCUUUUUUAGAGGUGGGCGACUUGGAGUUGGACCAAAACAAUUUGCAGAAGCUGAACUCAGUGACAGUUCGGGAUGCCGGAGGACUUCCACAUGCCGAUCAACUGUCUGAGUCAUGCGCAGGCAGACCUAUCAUCACUCUCAUUGAUUUGUACUCAGGAUAUGAUCAAUUCCUUCUCUACACGGCAGACAGGCCGAUGACGGCCAUGCAUACGCCGAGGGGAUUAAUUCAUAUGUGUGUGGCGCCUCAGGGAUGGACGAACGCUGUAGCAAUUGUUCAGAGAUAUAUGAUGAGGGUCAUGCAGCCACUUUGUCCGGACGUGACCUCACCUUAUAUCGAUGACUUGGCCAUACCUGGGCCGCGCGUGAAGGAUAAGACGGAGGUGCUGCCAGGCGUUCGAAAGUUUGUUUGGGAGCACGUUCGUAACGAGGAGAAGGUCUUGUCCAAGUUAAAGGAGUACAACCUCUCCGCCAGUGGUGUCAAAUCUCGGCAUUGUAUGCGUGAGGCAACUAUCUUGGGCUUCUUGUGCAAUGAGAAGGGCCGUCGGCCAGAUUCCAAGAAGAAAAACAAGAUUCUGGAAUGACCGACUCUGCUUAAGCCCAUU
Messenger RNA from Chara braunii, 2834 nucleotides. The record is from the annotation of a GenBank genome assembly. Lineage: Eukaryota; Viridiplantae; Streptophyta; Charophyceae; Charales; Characeae.